This is a messenger RNA of Scleropages formosus (Asian bonytongue), 1214 nucleotides long. RefSeq names its product proto-oncogene Wnt-3. The record is from RefSeq and is a predicted model, not a curated record. Lineage: Eukaryota; Metazoa; Chordata; Actinopteri; Osteoglossiformes; Osteoglossidae. Bases 271 to 1143 code for a protein of 290 amino acids. Gene Ontology annotation, molecular function: frizzled binding; cytokine activity. Gene Ontology annotation, biological process: canonical Wnt signaling pathway; cell fate commitment; multicellular organism development. Gene Ontology annotation, cellular component: extracellular region. The transcript has 3 exons.
UUUGGUUUCACGAGUCAUUGUGGUUCCCGAGCACUAAACAUCAGCUGCGACGCUCGUCUGAAUGAGCCCCUCUCUGCACAUUGCCACAACCCUGCGUUUCUCCGCGUCAAACUGCGCGCGGUGACUCGACACCUGUCCCGUGUUCUCUGCCGCAGGUCCCUCGCCCUCGGUCAGCAGUAUUCGUCCCUGGGAUCGCAGCCCUUCCUGUGCAGCACCAUUCCCGGGCUGGUGCCCAAGCAGCUGCGCUUCUGCCGCAACUACAUCGAAAUCAUGCCCAGCGUCGCCGAGGGCGUCAAACUGGGCAUCCAGGAGUGCCAGCACCAGUUCCGGGGCCGCCGCUGGAACUGCACCACUAUCGAGGACAACUUGGCCAUCUUCGGCCCCGUGCUCGACAAGGCCACCCGGGAGUCCGCGUUUGUCCACGCCAUCGCCUCUGCCGGCGUGGCCUUCGCCGUGACGCGCUCCUGCGCCGAGGGCACCUCCACCAUGUGCGGCUGCGACUCGCACCACAAAGGGCCGCCCGGCGAGGGCUGGAAGUGGGGCGGCUGCAGCGAGGACGCCGAGUUCGGGGUGCUGGUGUCGCGCGAGUUCGCCGACGCCCGGGAAAACCGGCCGGACGCGCGCUCUGCCAUGAACCGCCACAACAACGAAGCGGGACGAACGACCAUCCUCGACCACAUGCACCUUCGCUGCAAGUGCCACGGCCUGUCGGGCAGCUGCGAGGUGAAGACGUGCUGGUGGGCGCAGCCGGACUUCCGCAUGCUGGGCGACUACCUGAAGGACAAGUACGACAGCGCCUCGGAGAUGGUGGUGGAGAAGCACCGCGAGUCACGGGGAUGGGUGGAGACGCUGCGCGCCAAGUACGCCUUCUUCAAACACCCGACCGAGCGCGACCUGGUCUAUUACGAAGGCUCGCCGAACUUCUGCGAUCCCAACCCGGAGACCGGCUCCUUCGGCACGCGCGACCGCACCUGCAACGUGUCGUCGCACGGCAUCGAGGGCUGCGACCUGCUGUGCUGCGGGCGCGGCCACAACACCCGGACCGAGAAGCGCAAGGAGAAGUGCCACUGCAUCUUCCACUGGUGCUGUUACGUCAGCUGCCAGGAGUGCGUGCGCGUGUACGACGUGCACACCUGCAAGUGAGGGCCGCGGAGACGCCACGCACACACAGACACGCACGCACGCACGCACACACAGACAGAGGACGUACCGGC